UCACAAAUUCUCUGAUCCAGACCUUAGAGCCCUCUACACACUUUCCCCAGGCCACAUCCUUGGCCCCAGGCUAGACGCGUGUAAUCUUAGGGCCCUGGCUGGAGACACAAGAUGCAAACAGCUCUUCCUUGAUUCCUAAACCUACUGUCCACUUGGGCUCCCUAACUUUCUCUAAACUGGAGGGCACGCCCAAGCCAACCAGAGAAAGGCGAGGAGAAGCCACCCUUAGGCGCUGGCUGUCUCCCUUGGGCUCUGGUUGUCUCUCCUCCCUCCACUGCAGCUCAGACCUGCCGGCACUAACUGACCCCCGGGACGAGCUUCUCCAGUCUUGUCUGUUAACCCUCCCCCUCAGUGCAGGAAGGAAAUAGUUAAAAGCCUCCUGCCCUUGGGGGCCUGGAAGGGGGCGGCAUUUUUGUGCUCCUCCUGCCUUGCUCCCUGGAGGACUGUAGGUUAGGACGCUCCUGCAGUACUAGGAAGUAGAAGGGUCUGGGAGCUGAGGAGGAGGACGCGGCGCGGCGAAGGCAGGCGCGCUCCUCCCGACUUUUCUUUCUCUUGUGAGCCCUCGCGCGCCCAGGCAGCCCUCUGGUCCGGUGGCUGUGCAGAGGCGGUGGGGGAGGCUCCUCCAUCCCAUCCGCCGGUCGCCAGAGCCUGGAGGCUCUGCGAAUCCUCCCAGCAGAAAGCUGCGCUCCUCCGGGAAGUUUUCCAGAGCCGGAUCGGCCGUGCAGCCAGCGCUGCCGCCCCGCCGCCGCCCGGGACACCGGUCACCUCCGCACCGGCUCCCGAGGACCGGGCAGCCGCCUGCGCCCCGCCGAGCUUCACGGUAUAAAAGCAGCAACGUAAGACAUUUCCUCAAAUGUGCAUCAAGAUGGAAACCUUUUGCCUCAGGGCAUCCUUUUGGCUGGCACUGGUGGGAUGUGUAAUCAGCGAUAACCCUGAGAGAUACAGCACGAAUCUAAGCAAUCACGUGGACGACUUCACCACUUUCCAUGGGACAGAGCUCAGCUUCCUGGUUACCACGCAUCGGCCCACUAACCUGGCCCUGCCCAGCAAUGGCUCCAUGCACAAUUACUGCCCACAGCAGACUAAAAUCACUUCAGCUUUCAAAUACAUUAACACUGUGAUAUCUUGUACUAUUUUCAUCGUGGGAAUGGUGGGGAAUGCAACUCUGCUCAGGAUCAUUUACCAGAACAAGUGUAUGAGGAAUGGCCCCAACGCUCUGAUAGCCAGCCUCGCCCUUGGAGACCUUAUCUAUGUGGUCAUUGAUCUCCCUAUCAAUGUAUUUAAGCUGUUGGCUGGACGCUGGCCAUUCGACCACAACGAAUUUGGCGUGUUUCUAUGCAAGCUGUUCCCCUUCCUGCAGAAGUCCUCCGUGGGGAUCACGGUGCUCAAUCUCUGUGCUCUUAGCGUCGACAGAUAUAGAGCUGUCGCCUCCUGGAGUCGUGUUCAAGGAAUUGGGAUUCCCUUGAUCACUGCCAUUGAAAUUGUCUCCAUCUGGAUCCUUUCCUUUAUCCUGGCCAUCCCUGAAGCGAUCGGCUUUGUCAUGGUGCCCUUUGAAUACAAGGGCGCACAGCACAAAACCUGUAUGCUCAAUGCCACAUCCAAGUUCAUGGAGUUCUACCAAGAUGUCAAGGACUGGUGGCUCUUUGGCUUCUACUUCUGCAUGCCCUUGGUAUGCACUGCGAUCUUUUACACCCUCAUGACCUGUGAGAUGUUAAAUCGAAGGAACGGCAGCUUGAGAAUUGCCCUCAGUGAACAUCUGAAACAGCGACGAGAAGUGGCAAAAACUGUGUUCUGCUUGGUUGUAAUUUUUGCCCUUUGCUGGUUCCCUCUUCAUUUAAGUCGCAUUUUGAAGAAAACAGUAUAUGAUGAGAUGGACAAGAACCGGUGUGAAUUACUUAGUUUCUUGCUGCUCAUGGAUUACAUCGGUAUUAACUUGGCAACCAUGAAUUCGUGUAUCAACCCAAUAGCCCUAUAUUUUGUGAGCAAGAAAUUUAAGAAUUGUUUCCAGUCAUGCCUCUGCUGCUGCUGUCACCAGUCCAAAAGUCUGAUGACCUCAGUCCCCAUGAAUGGGACCAGCAUCCAGUGGAAGAACCAUGAACAAAACAACCACCACACGGAGAGGAGCAGCCAUAAGGACAGCAUUAACUAAUAUCAUGAGGAGUGCCGGUCAAUCUGCCUUCGAAUCCCAUUGGAGAAAAUAACCAGCACCCAGACACUGGGUCUCCAGAAAUCUCUGAUCCUUCUUCUGUAACUCAGUUGCACCCCUGUGGGGGCCAGGGUGCUCUCCAGAUGUAUUUCAAGACAGUGGAGGGUGAAAUGUUUAUACCCAAAAAAUCGAUGAAUUUUACUUCUUUAAUUUGUUUAAUUUACAUAGUUCUCAUGUUGUAUACAAGACUAGGAAUGGAGGACUGAGACUGUUAAAUGAAACUAGAAGGAUUUUGCUACUUUUGCAUGGAAAUAGUUUUCAAGUGAAUGGCUGGCUUUCAUGGCAGUUCUGUUGGGAGUUCCAUGAAACUGGUCAUCACAGAAGUUUAGAGAUUAUGACAAGAUGUUGUUUUUUCAGUCCU
Messenger RNA from Octodon degus (degu), 2567 nucleotides. RefSeq names its product endothelin receptor type A (gene Ednra). NCBI's taxonomy places the organism in Eukaryota, Metazoa, Chordata, Mammalia, Rodentia, Octodontidae. Bases 854 to 2149 code for a protein of 431 amino acids. Gene Ontology annotation, cellular component: membrane. Gene Ontology annotation, biological process: G protein-coupled receptor signaling pathway; enteric nervous system development; regulation of blood pressure. The transcript is spliced from 8 exons. Gene Ontology annotation, molecular function: endothelin receptor activity. The record is from RefSeq and is a predicted model, not a curated record.